Messenger RNA from Priceomyces carsonii, 1965 nucleotides. RefSeq names its product Mnn24p (gene MNN24). Bases 1 to 1965 code for a protein of 654 amino acids. Gene Ontology annotation, cellular component: Golgi apparatus. Gene Ontology annotation, molecular function: alpha-1,2-mannosyltransferase activity. Lineage: Eukaryota; Fungi; Ascomycota; Pichiomycetes; Serinales; Debaryomycetaceae. The record is from RefSeq and is a predicted model, not a curated record. The transcript has a single exon. Gene Ontology annotation, biological process: mannan biosynthetic process.
AUGUACGGUCGAUUUAAAGCAGUAAUAAUAGCUGCUGUGUUGAUAGUGUUGAUAAAUGCAAUCUUUCUAUGGAAUAUAAAUUCGCAUAAUAUUAAAGGGGACGGGAUCCUGAAAAUAAUCAAUACAUCAAAGAAUGAACUAGGGCUAACGGUGUAUCAUCACGAUCCUAAAAAUAGAUUUGUGGUGAUGGAACUCCAAAAAGAUCCAUUACAAGAAGGCAAACAGUACUCUUCGGAAGGAGAUUUCUUGAAGCUGACAUCUAAAGGAGCCCCCUAUGAUAUUCAAUACAUCCUGAGUCAUGACAACGCUGCUCAGUUGAAUUUUGUUGAAAAGCAGAUGGAGAAAAAUUUUGAAGCCACAGGGCUGGAAAGGAUAGAACUGGAAUCUUCAUUCCGAAAGAGGUUCAAACAGUUUUUUGAAGAUUUAUUGAAUGUUAUAGAUGAGAGUAAACCAAAGAUUCCUUCUAUCAAUAAUGAUGAUCACUACAGAAUCGCUAAGGAUUCGAACAGUUUCCCCAAUAGAGACGGCAGAGUAAUGCUUUAUGGGGGAAACUUGAGGGAGAAUUAUCUUCAAGAACCUGUUCGGACAAAGGCCAUGUUAUCCAACUAUUUAAGACUAUCUGAGAACGAGUUAGAUGACCUAAAAAGAUCACAUCAUCAUUUUUUUGAAAACAUGCCUCGUGGAUUCCCUCCAGAGCUCUUGCAGUUGAGUAAAUUCAACAAAUUUAUGAAAGGUGAUGGUAUUGUUAUCUUAGGUGGUGACAGAUAUAAUCAGCUAGCUUUAUUAUCAGUGAAAGUCUUGAGGUCCCAUGGUUCCAAAUUGCCUGUAGAAGUCAUUAUGCCUCACAGGUCUGAUUUCGAUGCUGAGUUCUGUGUUAACAUUCUUCCAAGUUUUGAUGCAACUUGUAAGAUUAUGGCAGACUAUUUGCCAGAUUCAUUACUAGGAAAAAUUAAGGGCUAUCAAUAUAAGAAUGUUGCAAUCAUGAUUUCAUCCUUCAAAAGAGUUUUGUUUUUGGAUGCUGAUAAUCUCGUAUUAAAGAAUCCAGAUGUUUUAUUUGCUAAUGAACCCUUCACAUCCCAUCAUUUAGUUUUAUGGCCGGACUUUUGGAGGAGAUCAACAUCGCCAAACUUUUACGAGAUCGCCGAUAUAGAGGUUGAUGAAAAGUCAAAAAUACGAAAUAGUUAUUUCCCUGGAGAUGCUAGAGGAACAACAAAAGAUCUGUCUCACUUUUCAUUUCACGAUUGUAAAGGUGCAAUACCCGAAGCAUCGAGUGAAACUGGUCAAAUAUUAAUUAAUAAAGAAGUUCAUAACACAACAUUAAUCUUGUCGAUGUACUAUAAUUGGUUUGGACCAGACUUUUACUAUCCAUUAUUGAGUCAAGGAGCUGCUGGUGAAGGAGACAAAGAAACCUUCAUCACUGCUGCCCAUAAAUUAAAUUUACCCUUGUAUCAGGUCAAGGAGUUCAAUAGAGAAUUCGGACCUGUAAAUGAAAGAGGAGGACAUGAAUUAUACGCUAUGGGUCAGUAUGAUCCUAUAAUUGAUUAUAUUCAAUCAAGAAACAACGAAGAUGAAUCACGGAUUGACUAUCACUACCCAGAAAAGCCAACUUAUGCUCAAAGCGAUACUGACUCUACAAAGAAUAACUAUAACUAUCAUCUUUAUAAAUCUUCCAGCUUAUUGUUUUUGCAUGCUAACUGGCCCAAAUUUUAUUUACAUGAGAUGUUUAUUCUUAAUUCUUAUGGAAGAGGUCCUCUUGUUGAUGAGAAAAGAAGGAGAUUGUACAAUACAGAACUAAAGAAGGAGUUAGGUUACGAUUUAGAGCUUAAUUUAAACAAAGAGCUAAAAUGGUGCUACUGCGACUUAAGAAUUGGCCUUCAGCAUGUUCCAGAUCCUAACGGUGAAGAAAGGAAGACAAUAUGUAAUAAUAUAAAGAACCAAAUAAGUUUCCUAGAGGGCGCUGAUUAG